This is a messenger RNA of Toxoplasma gondii ME49, 3530 nucleotides long. Its product is annotated as SPOC domain-containing protein. NCBI's taxonomy places the organism in Eukaryota, Apicomplexa, Conoidasida, Eucoccidiorida, Sarcocystidae. The record is from RefSeq and is a predicted model, not a curated record. The transcript is spliced from 7 exons. Bases 803 to 2917 code for a protein of 704 amino acids. Gene Ontology annotation, cellular component: cytosol. Gene Ontology annotation, molecular function: mRNA binding.
UUCCCUUCCUGACUCGUUUGAGUAUGCGCACCGAGGCUCUUUCGGCACUCGUUCGUCACAGUGAUCUCUGAAAACCUGCUAGGAUCGAACGGGGCCAGCGUGAGCCGCGCGUUUUUCUAUGUCGCUUUCCUUCUCCCCGCGAUUUCGCUGCCCUUUGCCCUCCCGUGGUCGGAUGCCUGCGUUUUUCUACAGCAUCUCUCGUUUUGGCUGCAGCAGCGCUGGAUGCUUUCCCACUUGCCGAAGGAAAAUCCCCAAUAGACAUCUCCGGCCACUACCGUCAGGCGUACGUCCGCGGGUGUGUUUUGUGCCUGCUUUCGGUGGCUUUGCCGAAUUGCCGGUUGCAUUCACCCUGUGAUUCAUACAAAGAGGAGAGUGUUUUCACCCGCUUCCGUCCUGGUAAAUGCCACGAAUUUCCAGGCGGCGAAACGUCCGUUCGGGUGUCUUGACGUUCCUGGGUUGCAGUGGAGCACGAACUCUGUUCAGCGGGCGUCUGCUUGUGUGUGCUGUUCUCUCUUUCCAGUCGGCUGUCGCUUUCCUCGUUUGCAGCGAAAUUUUACCGUGCUUCACACCUGUUUCUCUCCCAUAUUUCCCCAGUGCCCUCGUUGUCUACGUUCCGCGUGUUGCCACGAGAGAUCCAACGCUCACACGCUCUCACUCUCUCUCGACCGGCACCUCGACUCUGCGCGACCGUGUCCAUGUGAACCUUGUUAAGAACUAGUCGGACUUCAUUAGUUCUCUUUUUUGGAAGGCACCCCUUGACUUUUAUUUUUUCGUUGCCUUCGUCUCCUGUCGGCGCCUCAAAAUGGAAAUGCCCUACGGCAUCCCGCCCGGCUUCGAGUUCCCUCCUGGGGCUCUCGCGCCUGCGCCUGCGAUCGCGGCGAACGCUCCUCUCAUGUCUCUCCCUCCCUCGUUUCCUCAGCAAGACGGUCCACCGCCUCACUUUCCUUUUCCUGGAUAUCCGCCGCUUCACGCGACGCCCGCUCCCGGCCUGCCACUCCCGGUGGCUGGCGCGCCAUCUGUCGCGACGCCGCAUCCGCUGCCGGGCGCGGGUGGUGAGGCCGAAGCUGGGGCGAAGCAGCAGAGCAUCCACGCGAGCUUGGGGAGUGGCGUAGGAGGUCCGAGGCCCCGCGAGGAGCGCGAAGGCCGAGAAGGCGGAAGGCAAGAGGGCCGGAGGCGAGAGGCCGAGCGAGAGAGACCCGUGGGUCCGGAAGGCGCGCGCAACCUGUACAUCCAUAACGUUCCCAGAGACGCCUCCGAAGACGACGUACGCCAGUUCUUCUCCAAGUGCGGAGAAGUCGAAAGCGUCUUCCUGAGAGUCAACCAAAAAAUCGGUCCCAAUGCGGUCUACGCAUUCGUGCUGUACAAACACCCAGACGACGCGCGAAAGUGCUUCGACACCAUGAACGGCGCCCAGUUCGGCGGCCGGAGCAUUCGCGUGGAGUAUCAGCGAGGCCGGAGAGGCGGCGCAGGUGGUCAAGACAGCCAGCAUCCUGGAGGCAGAGACAACGAAAGCAACGCACACAAUUCCAGGAACUCCGACGACCACCAGAGGCCCUCUGACCACUUCCCUUCCCGCGAUGGGCAGGGCCGAAACAUCCGAGAGCGAGAGAGAGAGAGGGGGGGUCGAGGAGGCGGGGACAGCGGAAGGUGGCGCCCAACUAGCGGUCGCAGCGGGGGCGGAGACAGGGACGACAGCCGCAGGUCACUCGAGCCCCGCGGGGGAAGGGGCGGAGACAGAGGAGGCGGUGGCCCCAACAGAGAUGAAGAUGGAAGAGACGGGCGAUACGGAGACGAUCACGGACGACGCGGAGGCCGCGGCAGAGGAGGAGACCGUGGAAGUCGAGAACGGAACACUUCUCAGUCCAGCGGAACGUGGGCGCGACAGCCUCUCCACCUCACAGCGCUGCUCCAAGAACGGAAACCGCAUCUUCGAAUUCCUUCGUUACCCGGAAACAAGGGGUUCGCCGCCUCCUCGUUCCCCGCAGUGCCGGCGAGCACGCCGGCAGCGCCGGCCGGGCCUCCCGGCGGUGUACGUACAGCCGAAACCCCGCAGGUGCCGGAGCGGCUGCCAGCCAACCAGCAGAGUGCUCCGACUCCAGCGAUGCCUACAGCGAACGCUGCUGCAGUCUCGGCUGUCGGCAGCUCUUGGGCGUGGACGCUGGGGAGGAACGACAAACGACGAGUUCAAGUCGUCGCUUCCCUAGUCAGAGGAGAGGUCCCGUCUUCCCUUGUUCACUUAACGGGGCUGCUGAACGUCAGCCACCGCAGCAAGUGGGAAGAAGUGGCGGCGAAGACCAUCCACGCUGUAGUGACACUGGAAGCGGCGCAUCCGGACCAGCAGGCUGCCCUUGACGAGUACAUCAGCUACUUCACUUCGAAAGAACGCGCUGGAGUGGCGAAUGUCGGCACCCACUAUAUUUACUUGGUUCCCCCCAACUGCAGCCUCUUUGCUCGAUAUCAAGGACUGUUGCCAGCGCGUUUUCAGCAACCGUCAAACUUCCUCCUCGCACUCGCGGGCCCCCAGUACAGCACAGCCAGUGUGCCUGCCAGUGCUCCGCCGCCUGCAGAGGCUGCACCCGCUGCAAACACCUCGACGAGUCUGCCGUCUGCCGCGGACUUUGCGGGAAGUUACGCUGCGAAUCUGGGUGCAACGCCAGCCGGCGCGGCGGGCCUCACAGCGCUGCCUUCUUCCACACAGCAGGUGCCUGCGCAUCAGCAGAUGGUCGUGCCUUCUGCCUCAGCCGGGUUCUCUGCGCCUCAGCAGCAGCCUGCGCCGUCUGCUUCCGGGGCUCCCGCAGGUUUGUGUGCCGCUGGGGCCGGAGCGUCGCCUGCGUCGGGGGGUCUGGGGAGCGCUACCACUGCGAACUGGAUGCAGCAGCUGAGCACCAUGGCUGCUUUCUUGGGAGGCAGAAAGUGACCAGCGAGAAGCACAUUUUGCGUCGAAUGCUGCCCGUCUCUUCAGCCAAAAAUGCUUCGAACAGCGUACAAGUCGAGACACCGAGAAACGGAGACGGGCAUCCGUCUGUAGAGAAAUAGAUGUCUCUGUGAGAGAGUGUGCGUGUGUCGUUGCACACCUUUGUGUCUCUAGGUCACUUGCUGGGACUCUGUGUGAAAUCGCGGAGCAACGUCGUAGCGUCCCAGCAACUUGGGAAAGCUCCUUGCAUGCGCGACCGCGAACGGACCCUGUCGCUUUCUCAGACACAUUCAUUUGGAGGGGUUUCCUCGCGUCUUUGUGCGCUGUGCCCGCGUGCACAGGGACGCGCAGACGCACUUGUAUACAGCCGCAGGGAGACAGCUCGCAGGCGGGGAGGGGGGGGGGGAGUGAGGGGUCGUGAGGAACGAACAGGAGCUGUUUAGAAACCGCGACGGAGGCACAAGUGUUUUCCCGUCAACGAAGAAGAACUGAGGAAAGGAGAGACGCAGAACGGGCACUGCUACUCGGAAGAAGCCAAGAGAGCCGCAACUGCCGUCUCCCCAGUCCCCACAGAACAUACGAGCCAAGAAGACAAAUCUCCUUACAUGCACACAUA